Messenger RNA from Anopheles nili, 1399 nucleotides. RefSeq names its product argininosuccinate synthase (gene Ass). Gene Ontology annotation, molecular function: ATP binding; argininosuccinate synthase activity. The transcript has 3 exons. Gene Ontology annotation, biological process: urea cycle; L-arginine biosynthetic process. The record is from RefSeq and is a predicted model, not a curated record. Bases 26 to 1309 code for a protein of 427 amino acids. NCBI's taxonomy places the organism in Eukaryota, Metazoa, Arthropoda, Insecta, Diptera, Culicidae. Gene Ontology annotation, cellular component: cytoplasm.
AACUGCUCGCUUCGGUUCGGAGACCAUGGGCAAGGAAAAGGUCCUGCUGGCCUACUCGGGCGGGCUGGACACGAGCUGCAUCCUGAAAUGGCUGCUGGAGCAGCAGUACGAAGUGAUCUGCUUUAUGGCGGACGUCGGCCAAACGGAGGACUUCGCAGCGGCCCGCGAAAAAGCACUCAAAAUCGGCGCCACCGACGUGGUGGUGAAGGACAUGAAAGAUUUCUUCGUCGAGAAGUUCGUCUGGCCAGCGGUGCAGAUGGGGCUGAUCUACGAGGAUCGCUACCUGCUCGGGACGUCGCUGGCAAGGCCCUGCAUUUCGAAGGGCCUCAUGGAUGUGGCGAUCCAGCGAGGAUGCGGUUACAUUUCGCACGGUGCCACCGGCAAGGGGAACGACCAGAUCCGGUUCGAGCUAAGCUGUUACGCACUCAACCCAGCGAUCCGCGUUAUCGCACCGUGGCGAAUGGAUGCCUUCUGCGAGCGAUUCCAGGGCCGAUCGGAUCUGUUGGAGUACGCUAAGCGCUCGAAUGUCCCAGUCAGUGCCACGCCGAAGGCUCCCUGGUCCAUGGACGCCAACAUCAUGCACGUGAGCUACGAAUCGGGUAUCCUUGAGGAUCCGUCAGUUGCCGCCCCGGAGGAUCUGUAUCAGCUGACGCAAUCGCCAACUCGUGCCCCCGACACUCCGACGGUUUGCGAAAUCGUGUUCAAGGCGGGUCUUCCGGUCCGUGUCAACGAGCUGGUGAGCGGCCGUACAAUGGAGAAACCCCUCGAUAUACUGACCUUCUUGAACAAGGCCGGUGGGGAACACGGCGUAGGUCGGAUCGACAUUGUCGAGAACCGGUACGUUGGGUUGAAGUCUCGUGGCGUUUACGAGACACCCGGUGCGACCGUGCUACAUUGCGCCCAUCGUGACCUGGAGGUUUACUGUCUUGACCGAGAGGUACUACGCGUGAAGAAGUAUCUUGCCGAUCGGAUGGCGGACUACGUGUACAAUGGUUACUGGUACGCGCCUGAAGCCGAGUACGUCCGGAAAUGCAUCAUUGAAUCGCAGAAGCACGUGUCCGGCAAGGUGGUGGUGGAGAUGUUUAAAGGACACGGUAGGCAUCACCAAAGUCUAGCACGAUCGUCGAUCAACUCCGUCUACAACCAGGAGCUGGCGUCGAUGGAGGUGCAUGGUAAUUUUACGCCUCAUUCUGCGACAGGGUUCAUAGAGAUCAACGCGGUGCGGUUAAGGGAACAUCACCGGGUGUUCGGGACAGCCAAUAUGACGAAACAUUUCUCGCGGACGGAAUCUGAUAUGAAACUUAUUUGAUCGCUGAAUCUGAUCACUACAUGUAUACUGCAUAUCUGAAUAUAUAUCUAAAUAGAUAUCUAAAUGAUGUUUUAAUGUUCCUCAAAAUAC